Molecule: messenger RNA, 1500 nt
Organism: Aureobasidium musti
Lineage: Eukaryota; Fungi; Ascomycota; Dothideomycetes; Dothideales; Saccotheciaceae
Source: the annotation of a GenBank genome assembly
AUGAUUGGGCUCCCACGAGCUCAAAGUCCCUCGCUCCGCGCAUUCUUCGUGAAGCAGAUGCAGCAGCUCGUGCUUCUCUGCUUUAUAUGCGUUAUACUCUGUUUCUCGCUCAACAAAUUUACCAACGCUACACCUGAGCUGAUCCUGGAAUCGAAGAAAUUCCCACGGAAGAUAUGGCAAUCCUGGAAGGUCGAUCCAACACGAUUUGAGACUAGAGACGUCGAAAGAGCCAGAACUUGGACGGUCAAAAAUCCAGGCCAUCGUUACGAAGUUCUGACGGACGACAAUGCCGAUCACUACGUUGAACAUCAUUACGGUCCUUUUGGGCUCAACAGACCAGAUAUCAUUAGCGUUUACAUGUCUCUGAACGCCAAGAUCAUCAAACAAGAUCUCUUACGGUACCUCAUCAUGUAUGUCGAAGGCGGAGUAUACGCAGACAUCGACGUGGAAGCCAUCAGACCCGUCAAAAGAUUUAUUCCCAAGAUCUACGACGAAGCAGAAGUGGACAUGGUCAUUGGUAUCGAGACCGACGAGCCAUCNUUUGCAUCUCAUCCGGUUUUGGGGUCGAAAGCGCAAUCGUUCUGCCAGUGGACUUUCAUGUGUAAGCCCCGGCUGCCCGUGAUGAUGCGCCUGAUUGAGAACAUCAUGAAAUGGCUUCAUGAGUUGUCGCGAAAGCAAGAUAAACCAAUCUCCGAUCUUUAUAUCGACUUCAACGAAGUGCUGACUGGAACUGGUCCCUCAGCCUUCACCGUAGCCAUUCUCGCGGAGAUGUCAAAGACUGUUGGCAGAGACAUUGCUUGGAACACAUUCACCGAACUCACUGAGGCGAAGCUUGUUGGCGGCGUUCUCGUGUUGCCGGUGGAAGCAUUUGCCGCGGGAACUGGUCACAGUGAUUCUGGCACACAUAAAGGCAAGGGCGCGAUGGUGAAACAUCACUUCCACGCAUCAUCAUGGCCAACAAACCAUCCUCGGUUCAAACAUCCCGUCUAUGGAGAGGUAGAGAAAUGCAAUUGGGACGCCGAGUGUGUCAGAUUGUGGGAUGCCAACACGGCCUUCUUCAACAGUCUUUCAGAGGAAGAGCGCUUAAAGAUUAUCAAUAUCAAAGAGCAACGACCUUUGGGAGCCCCAGAUCCUCUGGCAGUUGCUGGCGAGACAAAAGCCGAUUCAAAGGACUCACCGAGAGAGAAGGUUGCCGACUCGAAGAAUAUGGUCGAAACAAAGUCGCCUGGUCUGUUCUCUGGAGAAGAGCAUAUUGCAAUUGCAGAUCCAGCUGAACUCAUGGCUGAUCUUGAUAAGCUGUCUGGUGGCGUUUCUGAACAAGUCUUAGAGCCCGUGCUUCCCGCGAUUGAGGAGGAUCAAGAUGAAAUAGUACCGGAAGACAGCGCUGCCACUGUACCCGAGGUCGCGCCAGAGGAAGACGGCCACAUGCUCGAAAUCAGAUCCGAAGACACCGAGGAGACGGAAACUUGGCAAAAGCUGACUCCAGGGCUGAACUUGUAG